Molecule: messenger RNA, 1787 nt
Organism: Diachasmimorpha longicaudata
Lineage: Eukaryota; Metazoa; Arthropoda; Insecta; Hymenoptera; Braconidae
Product: mitogen-activated protein kinase p38b-like
Exons: 8
Coding region: 154-1254 (366 amino acids)
Biological process (GO): intracellular signal transduction; protein phosphorylation
Cellular component (GO): cytoplasm; nucleus
Molecular function (GO): MAP kinase activity; ATP binding
Source: RefSeq, a predicted model, not a curated record
CCCACGUUAUUCGGACUAAUUUGGGAAUGGUGUAGUGCGCGGACGUUUUUUGUCGUUCCUGGUGAUUAAUUUCAAGUGCAUGUUGACAAAUUAUAUUGACGAACCUUCGUGAACUCCAAGAAAUCACUCGUAGAUUGCUGAGCGCUUCUAAAAAUGCCCCAAUUUCAUAAAAUCGAAAUUAACAAGACUGAGUGGGAGGUACCAGAGAGAUAUCAGAUGCUGGCACCCGUUGGUUCAGGAGCCUACGGACAAGUUUGUUCUGCUGUUGAUCAAACAACAAAUCAAAAAGUUGCGAUAAAAAAAUUAGCCCGUCCAUUUCAAUCGGCAGUCCAUGCUAAAAGAACCUACCGAGAAUUGCGUAUGCUGAAGCACAUGAACCAUGAAAAUAGCAAAUAUCAUUUGCAGGUGAUUGGCCUACUGGAUGUGUUCCACCCAGCCUCGAGCCUUGAGGAAUUCCAGCAGUUGUACCUCGUGACUCAUUUAAUGGGCGCAGAUCUCAACAAUAUCGUGAGAACCCAGAAAUUAUCAGAUGAUCACGUACAGUUCUUAGUUUAUCAAAUCUUAAGGGGAUUGAAGUAUAUUCAUUCUGCUGGCAUUAUUCACAGGGAUCUGAAACCAUCAAAUAUCGCAGUGAACGAAGACUGUGAACUGAAAAUUCUCGAUUUUGGACUGGCUAGGCCCACCGAGAAUGAGAUGACCGGCUAUGUAGCAACCCGGUGGUACAGGGCACCUGAGAUCAUGCUCAAUUGGAUGCAUUACAAUCAGACAGUUGACAUUUGGUCUGUUGGUUGUAUAAUGGCCGAGUUGCUGACUGGAAGGACCCUAUUCCCUGGCACUGAUCAUAUUCAUCAGCUCAACCUUAUUAUGGAAGUCCUGGGCACUCCAAGAGACGAAUUUAUGAAGAAAAUAUCAUCGGAGUCGGCAAGGAAUUACAUUCAGAGUCUACCCCCGCUGAAGAAGAAAAACUUUAAGGAUGUUUUUCGUGGAGCAAAUCCAUUAGCCAUCGAUCUUUUGGAGCUAAUGCUGGAGUUAGAUUCAGAGAAGAGAAUAACAGCUGAACAGGCCCUGGCACAUCCGUAUCUUGUGCAAUACGCCGAUCCAACCGACGAGCCAGUUUCCCUUCCCUAUGAUCAGAGCUUCGAAGAUAUGGAUCUGCCAGUUGAAAAAUGGAAGGAACUCAUCUACCACGAAGUUGUGAAUUUUGUACCCCAACAGCCUCCGUCCGCCUCAUCCUCCAGCGAGGUGCCGAAUUAGCGUAAUUUUCAUGAUCAAUCGAUUCACGAUUGAUAAUACCAGUGGUUUAAUCUUAAGCAGCGUAAGAUAAUAAUUAAGACGAUUCUACUAUUUAAAAUGAAAAUGUACAAACUAACAUUUACUGUACAUAAUAUUUUAGAUGUCAUUUAUUAGAAAUGAUCGCAUGAUUGAAUUCAACGUCUGUGGAUUUUUUUUUGGAUUUAGUACAGAGGAUAUAUUUUUUAUUCCAAUUUCGAGGUGAACAGAUGCUGUUUGUAACUGUAAUACCGUAUCGGGAAUGCAACUAAUGGCUAAUAUGAGUGAUUGAGCAGGAAGGGAAGAGGGAGCCGAAAUUUUUUGAAAUGUUGUUACCACUGAUUUUUACUGCAUAAAAUUGUUUGCCCUUUCGGCGAUGUUUAUAUGGUAAAAAACUUGAUUUACAAUUUUUCCCAUUGGAACUUCUUCUAUUAUUGCAAUCAAAUAAUUAGAUUAUGAAGAAGGCUCAUGUUGAUAUCCAACUCAAUCACCAAUAAUUGAUUUUGUUGAGUAAUUAA